Sugiyamaella lignohabitans is the source of this 510-nucleotide messenger RNA. RefSeq names its product glutathione peroxidase GPX2 (gene GPX2). Gene Ontology annotation, biological process: response to oxidative stress. Gene Ontology annotation, molecular function: glutathione peroxidase activity. The record is from RefSeq and is a predicted model, not a curated record. The transcript has a single exon. NCBI's taxonomy places the organism in Eukaryota, Fungi, Ascomycota, Dipodascomycetes, Dipodascales, Trichomonascaceae. The coding region runs from base 1 to 510 and encodes 169 amino acids.
AUGUCUUCUGCUACUUCCUUCUACGAUCUCAAACCAGCUGACAAGUCAGGUGAAUCUUUCGAUUUUUCUACUCUCAAAGGAAAGGUCGUGCUUAUUGUCAAUGUCGCGUCCAAGUGUGGUUUCACCCCUCAAUACAAGGGAUUGGAGGAGCUGAAUAAAAAGUAUGGUGACAAGGGCCUUGCAAUUCUUGGUUUUCCCUGCAAUCAAUUCGGUCACCAGGAGCCCGGCACUCAGGAAGAAAUUUCUAGUUUCUGUCAAUUGAACUAUGGCGUUACUUUCCCAGUGUUGAAGAAGAUCGAUGUUAACGGUGAUAACGCUGACCCUGUCUACAAGUUCCUCAAAGACCAAAAGGCUGGUCUUCUUGGAUUCCGCGGUAUCAAGUGGAACUUUGAAAAAUUCCUUAUUGAUAGUGAUGGAAAGGUCGUUGGCAGAUGGGCUUCUACCACUUCUCCAGCUUCUCUCUCUUCUGAAAUUGAAAAGUAUCUUUCCAAGGCUGGAAACAAAUUGUAA